Molecule: messenger RNA, 4536 nt
Organism: Hyalella azteca
Lineage: Eukaryota; Metazoa; Arthropoda; Malacostraca; Amphipoda; Hyalellidae
Product: sodium-independent sulfate anion transporter
Exons: 12
Coding region: 1-2052 (683 amino acids)
Biological process (GO): transmembrane transport
Cellular component (GO): membrane
Molecular function (GO): sulfate transmembrane transporter activity
Source: RefSeq, a predicted model, not a curated record
AUGAUGGAGGACUGUCCCAAUUUGCCCCAUCAGUCCUUUAUGACCCAAAUUGAAGAACUUGGAGUGGGAGUUGAGACUGGCAACAACCGUUCAUGGCAGCAGAGACUAGCAAAGUCGUACAAACCAUUUGUGAGGAAGCGAGUUCCCAUCCUGCAGUGGGCUCCCAAGUACAACGUGGAAAGUCUGCAAGGAGACGUCCUUGCAGGAUUCACUGUCGGUCUCACCGUCAUACCUCAGGGCAUUGCUUAUGCUGUUGUUUCUGGAGUGGAACCUACGUAUGGCCUCUACUCAUGCUUCAUCGGAUGUUUUGUGUACAUGAUAUUCGGGAGCUGCAAAGACGUCACAAUUGGACCUACAGCCAUCAUGUCCAUUAUGACCCACGAGUAUUUAAAAGAAUUGGACUGCGGUGAGGGCGAGACGGUCGGCCCCACUCAAGUGGCUAUAAUGCUCACCUUAAUUACUGGCAUCGUCAUCCUGCUUGCCACGGUCAUGAGAAUAGGUUUCCUGGUGACGUUCAUCGGGCGCACUGUGAUCAGCGCGUUCACGUCUGCUGCGGCCAUCACUAUCGCCACGUCUCAGGUCAAAGGGCUACUGGGGCUGUCGUUCGAGGCUGAGGGCUUCAUUCCAACAUGGAAAGCCAUAUUCCAGCACAUUAGCGAGACGCGCUACCAAGACGCUGUCCUGGGCAUCGUGUGCUGCAUAACUCUGCUGCUCCUCAAGUCCAUUAGGGAGCUGAAAGCAGCCACUCCACGUGAGGGAGAUUCAUCCAAACAACGAAUCCUGAAAAAAGCAAUUUUCUUCGUGUCUGUUGGCCGAAAUGCUAUCAUCGUGAUCAUCAGCACAUCAUUAGCCUACGGUCUGCGUGAGAGCGAACCAUUCAAGAUCACGGGUGACAUCACUGCCGGCUUCCCUAAGGUGUCGGUGCCCAGUUUCAAAGUGACGUGUAACAACGGCACUGAAGUUCUCCACUUCACUGACAUCGCGAGCCGCGUGAGCAUCGGCCUCUUCAUCCUGCCUCUCAUCGCCGUGAUUGAGAACAUCGCCAUCGCCAGCGCUUUUGCUGGCAGCAACGCCAUCGAUGCCACGCAGGAGAUGCUGGCGUUGGGUCUGUGCAACUUCACAGGCUCGUUCUUCCAGAGCAUCCCGACGACAGGCUCCUUCUCCCGCACCGCCGUCAACGCCACCAGCGGCGCCAAGACGCAGGCCAGCGGCCUCACUACGGGACUGUUGGUUAUUCUUGCUCUGCUCUUCCUCACGCCUGCCUUCAAAUACAUACCGAAGGCGUCACUCUCGGCUGUGAUCAUUUGUGCUGUGAUAUUCAUGAUAGAAUACCAUGACGUCUUGCCCAUCUGGAGGACGUACAAACUCGACCAGAUUCCCUUGUGGGCGACAUUCUUGCUGUGCGUGUUCUGGGCGCUGGAGUGGGGCAUCCUGGUGGGCGUUCUAGUGAACAUCUUUUUGCUGCUUUACCUGCAGGCGACGCCCGACGUCGUCGUCACUUUAAGGGAGACGUCGGAGGGGGGCAGCUCGGGCCUGGUGGUGGUGCAGCCCACGUUGGGCCUGAUGUUCCCGAGCGCUGAGCGCGUGAAGCGCCUGGUGUCGGAGGGCGGCUUGCAGCACCUGCCGCUGCUGGUGGUGCUCGACUGCACGCACCUUUCCGUCGUCGACUACACCGGCUCGCUGGCAAUCAAGAAUCUGUGCAAGGAGUUCAGCGCUCGCAGUCAGAAGAUCGCCUUCGCGAACAUGCGAGGUCACGUGAGGACGUCCCUGCUGGCGCUCAUCCCAAACCUGGAGGAGAUCUCGCUGCCCGCUGACCCCCCGACGCAAGUCAUCGUACAAGACACGCCCUCCGUCGGUAACUCGCCCCAGCUACUCCUCAGCCACGAGCACGAUCGUCCCGGGCAGGCGUGUCAGCCAGAUGUCGCUCCUGCCAGAGACAUCGUGCAAGACGGCGCGUCUGAGGACGCAGACGCCCGACCUCCUGAGGAGGUUCCUCUGAUGGCGAGUUCGGCUGACGAUCGACCUGCUAUUAUCGAGAAGGCUCAUCAAUGAUCGCCUCAUUAUAACAAACAAUAAUAUAUAUAAACAAAUUAUACAAACAAGAUAUACCUCAAGAUGUAGUAUAUUUUGUUUGGAUACUCCUAUAGUCAUUAAUUGGUUUCACGAAUUCCACAAAUUCUCAGAAGCUUCUACUUGAAACAGUUCCAAGCGCGAUUAAUCCACCAUUUCUGAAAACAUUUUGCCCCACACAAAAAUUUCAUUGAACUUAGGCCUAAAAUUGUAGUGUGGGUCAUUAAUGGCAUGUCAACGGUAGGCAAACUUGCAUUUGCUUACUCAAGGGCAACAAUAAAACAUUUUCUUGUUACCAAAGAAUACGAUUUAUAAUUGUACUAUUAUGCUUUAAUGAAUAAAUUAAUUAUGACUGAUUCGGCAUUACAAAUGCUAUUCAGGAAUUCUGCGAUCGAUCAAAAAAUUUCGUUUGUAAUACUUAAUUCUAAAUUGUUCUUGAAAUCGUCUUGGCUCACAUAAUGCAACUAGCUUCAUGAUUGUGUAUAUGACAAAACGAAAUUGAUUUUACUCUACCAACGCUCUAUAAUGGAAAACUAUGGAAAUUCUGAGCGUUCGAAGAAUCAACUUUUCAACGUUUCAAAAUUACCUUCAUUCUUCCCAACUUUCUCCAAUUUUGGCAUUGCGAAAUGCUGGGUAGGGAGUUUUUUCUUUAACAUUUAUCGCCUCGCGAACGCGGGACACAAGUCUUCAUCCUUAGACUUGACAAUAGAGAUACUUCUAGACAAAGAUCAGUUCUUGGCCCUGUACAAAGAAUAUCGUAAUCGAUUCAGUUUAACUAAAAUUCCCAUUUUGUAAGUUACCGAAAAAUGUCGGUCGCACUUGGAGCGACCGCUGAUUUCUGCGCUGAUGCAUAUAGGGAUAUUCCAGGAGCCCGCAGCUGCCUCUAUAUUUCAGGUUCUCGAGUGGAUAAUGGUCCUAUUCUUCUGUUUGUUGGAGUCGUUUUUAAAUUAAGUCAAUUGUGCGAGUUUCGUUUUUUUUUGUGGACAAAUUUUCAUUUAUGUUUAACUAAAGGAAUGCAGCGUACGUUAGAUGGGAGACCAAAAAUACCUUCACUGGAUGAGGUCUGGCAUCCAUCAUCCGAGGUGAUAGAGGUCAAAACUAAGGUUCUAAUGACAUUCUGAAAUGAAUUUGUGUUUUAGCAAAUUCAUUUAUUCUAUUGCUUUCUCAGUGAAACUGCAUAAAAAAGGCAAUAAUAAUAAUUUAUUUAUGUAUGUCACGGUUCGUUGUUGGAAUUUCACUGCAUUUUCUUCGUCCCUAAUCAUUGUGAUUGAUGUUCUGACGCUUAUCUGUAUGAAGAAUGGCAUUUAAAAUCGUAUCGUAUAAAUAUUUUCAUUUAAUUUUGAAAGGAGCACGUCUCCACUGCCACAGUCAUUCAGCAAAUGUGUCAUCAUCUCCUUACUUAACGUUCAUCGUUCCGGACAAAAUCGUAACCUUAUAUAGCGAAGGACUGGCACAGAACUCCAACAAUGCACAGAGCAUGAAUCUUCUGGGCAUUGUUGUUUUUCUGCAAUUCAAGUUCUUUUGUAUUUGAUGGGUUGUUGAUCAAAUCGAAAUAUUAUUACCUAGUAGUUUCAAAGGAACCUAAAUAGAUGGCAUAUUCUUCGAGCGAACAUUAUUUUCGCCACUUGGGAGACAAAGACUCUUGUUGAAAUAUUUUUCACUUCAAUAUUUCGAUUCAACUUCAAUCCUCGUCUGCUUUUAAAGUUUGAAGGUAACGGGCUCUCUAGUUCACAUGUUGAAGUCGAAGUAUAGCGCGGCAUAAACAUUGUCUGAAGCGCUUCAAAAAAUAUGGUAAAACUUCACAGCUUAGCCAUGUGAAUGAUUCAUAACAUAAAAACAAUCUUGGACAGUUGGACAAACUGUAAAACUGAGUAAUUAACACUCUAAUGCGGUACGAGUUUGUUUUCGAUCAUUGAAGAAGUCGUCAUUAAGCCAUGACAUUGUUUUAAAGUAAUUUUGCUUCAUUUAUUCAUUUCCUGUUUAACCCGUCAUAACGUUUCUCGACAGCUGUUGAGAAUCGCUAGUUUCUGUUUCCUCUCAAGAAAUGUGUCAUCUGAACUCAAAUGUAUGAUGAUGAGCUUGAACAGUUCAUUAAACGAAAAUUUACCUUAGCUUACGAAUUGUAUGUAUGAUUUUAACCGUCGAUGGGAGCCUUUCUGCUUUUAUUAAAGCUAAGCUGAUUUCUUGAACGUUGUAGAGCAUUUCCAUGCGCUGGAAGAGCAGUGAAACUUGAAAAUCUCUACGUUAGUUACUGAUAAUGAUUUGAAUAAUUAGGGAACUUUUAUUAAUUCUUUAUUAUAUACGAAAAUUUUUGUUCUUCGAGGCAGCUUGACAAUGCAAUAUCAAAAAAUUCGAUUCAACUUGCAACAUCGAUAAAUUCAUGGAUGAGUUAUCAGUUCUACGUUCUCGUGCUGCUUGUACGGUGGUAUCAGAAAGUCAAUAUUCUGCUAAUAUGAGUGCAUGCUA